UAAUUGGCACUGCGAACGGUGCUGAAAGAAUCUCAAGCAUCCAACGGCAUGUUCAGCCACUCCGUGCUCAAGGCUCUGGGCGCACUACAACAUGGGCUUUCUGUCAAAGGCCGCCUACAUCGUGUGGGCCGUCCUGUUCGAGCAGGAGAUCAUGAGCUAUGUUCCUAUUGAAGAGCGGAGUCCGCAGGGCUCGCCGGUGCUCAGCACACGUAUGCCGCAACGUGCUCCGCCGCCAUUCCGGCGUGACUUUGAGGCCAAGCUGCGCAGCUUCUAUCGCAAGCUGGAGUCGAAGGGCUACGGCCAGGGCCCGCACAAGCUGAAAUUGCACAUCCGGCGCAGCCAUCUGCUGGAGGAUGCGUUCCGCCGCAUCAUGUCGGCCAACAAGAAGGACCUGCAGCGCGGCCGCCUCGCCGUGCUGUGGGACACCGAGGAGGGCCUGGACUACGGCGGGCCAUCGCGCGAGUUCUUCUUUCUGCUGUCGCGCGAGCUGUUCAAUCCCUACUACGGACUGUUCGAGUACUCCGCCAACGACACGUACACGGUGCAGGUGUCGCCGCUGUCGGCGUUCGUGGACAACUGCCACGACUGGUUCCGGUUCAGCGGGCGCGUGCUGGGCCUGGCUCUGGUCCAUCAAUACCUGCUGGACGCGUUCUUCACGCGGCCCUUCUACAAGGCGCUGCUGCGCCUGCCGGUGGCCCUCAGCGAUCUGGAGUCGCUGGACAAUGAGUUCCACCAGUCGCUGCAGUGGAUACGCGACAACGACAUCGGCACUGGCGUCGACCUGGGCCUGACCUUCUGCGUGACCGAGGAGCUGCUGGGCCGUGUGGUCGAGCGCGAGCUGAAGCCGGGCGGCAAGAAUCUGAUUGUGAACGAGAAGAACAAGAAGGAGUAUCUGGAGCGCAUGAUCAAGUGGCGCCUGGAGCGCGGCGUGCAGGAGCAAACAGAGUCGCUGGUGCGCGGCUUCUAUGAGGUGGUCGACUCGCGGCUCGUCUCCGUCUUCGACGCACGCGAGCUGGAGCUGGUGAUAGCGGGCACCGCCGAGAUCGACACGAACGACUGGCGCCUGAACACCGAAUACCGCUCCGGCUACCAUGACAACCAUCAGGUGAUCAUCUGGUUCUGGCAGGUGAUCGAGCGCUUCAGCAACGAGCAGCGCUUGCGCCUGCUGCAGUUCGUCACCGGCACCUCGAGCAUACCGUACGAGGGCUUCUCGGCGCUGCGCGGCUCCACCGGACCGCGCCGCUUCUGCAUCGAGAAGUGGGGCAAGCCGAAUGCGCUGCCUCGCGCCCACACCUGCUUCAAUCGGCUCGACCUGCCGCCCUACCCCACGCCCGAGCUGCUCUACGAGAAGCUGCUGCUGGCCGUCGAGGAGACGAACACCUUUGGCAUCGAGUGAGCUCCACUUGUACUCUGGAUGCGGUUGGUGGAUGUGGUUAUGAACUGGCACUUGGCUGCUGAUGCGUGAUAUUUGCAGAGGAGUUUUUCUUUUCUUUCUUUU
Molecule: messenger RNA, 1498 nt
Organism: Drosophila navojoa
Lineage: Eukaryota; Metazoa; Arthropoda; Insecta; Diptera; Drosophilidae
Gene: Hecw
Product: Hecw ubiquitin protein ligase
Biological process (GO): regulation of dendrite morphogenesis; ubiquitin-dependent protein catabolic process; protein ubiquitination
Cellular component (GO): cytoplasm
Molecular function (GO): protein binding; ubiquitin protein ligase activity
Source: RefSeq, a predicted model, not a curated record